AUACAAGGGGGGACGGGGUGGCCGAGCGGUCUAAUUCGUCGGCUGCGGAGCAGCUGGAUCCGGUUCGAUCCUCGGCCACUGGGCGGCAUUUUUCUCCGGGUAAGUCACGGUGUCCGGAGAACAAGUGCUGCCAUCCCCCCCACCCCGGGGCAUGGCAGAAACCUACGGGUGCCCCAUUAAAAAUUCUGCCAAUCAGGCGCCGGGCUUACUCCCGAACUUACAUACGCCAUACGAAAAAAAAAAAUUAAUACAAGAAAAAAUUGUAGCAAACAUAAAAGAAGCAGGAAUAUACUCCAUUCAAAUUGACAGCACUCAAGAUGUAUCAGUUAAAGAUCAGCUAUCAAUAAUUAUACGCUACGUAACAGAUCGAGUUGAAGAGCAUCUAUUAUCAAUGGUGGAAAGUCAUUCAGGCGAGGGACGCAAUUUAUUUGAAUUAACUGAAAAAACGUUAUUAUUACAUGAUCUUGACAUAGCUAAUUGCAUUUCAGAUAGCACAGAUGGUGCAUCAAACAUGCAAGGUCAGUAUGCAGGAUUCACUACAUGGCUUGAAAAUAAAUCUCCAGGACAUAUCCAUACAUGGUGUUACGCACACGUGCUGAAUUUAGUUAUGAAAGAUACUAGUGAGACUAAUGUGCCCUCCAUUAGUUUAUUUGGUCUGAUAAAUAAAUGUGCUGUAUUUUUUCGUGAAUCAUAUCGUAGAAUGGACACCUGGGUUAAUCAAUUAGAAAAAUGUCAUUCAAAACAAAAUUCAUUAAAACGUUUGAUCAAAGCAAAUUCAACACGAUGGUGGUCAAAGAGUAAUGCACUUAAUAGAAUUUUUGGCCAGUAUGGAAAUUCAGAUACAGCACUGUUUGUAGAUUUAGUUCAUUCAUUAUAUUUAAUAUCGUCUUCAGAAAAAUUUAAUAAAAACACUAGAUCUGAUGCUUUGACAUUACUUAACAGCUUAACUAAAUUUGAGAUUAUAAUAACAGCCAAUAUUUAUUUAAAAAUAUUUCAAACAACCAAUCCUUUGUCCAACUAUUUACAAACGUCUGGACUAGAUUUUAUGCAAGCUCAUCGUUUAGUACGGUCGUCGAUUGAUACAUUAAAAAAACAAUCCAGAUGUUUUGAAGAUAUAUAUGAAACUGCUAAAACUUUCGCAGUCAUUCAAAACAGAAAGUUAGAAGAAAUGGAUUCUGAAGUUGAGGUAGAAACAUCAUUUUCGCUCACUAGAUAUCGUGGUAAAAAAGAUAAAUAUAAAACUAAAACUACUGAUGAAUUACCAACUGACGCAGCCCAACGAUAUAAAAUAAGUGGUUUUAAUUGCAUAAUGGAUUCUAUUAUUUCAAGCUUACAGGAACGAUUUACUAAGCACAAGGACUUGUACACCGACAUGUCAUUGUUUGACCCUCGAAAUUUUCCAAUGAAACCUGAAAGUAUUUCAGGAAAAAAUAUUUUUAAAAAAAUAACUCAGCUUAUAUGUCAGCAUUUGAGUGAAAAUGAAAAGUCAGAGUUCGGUGAUGAUGAAUCUCGUAUGACAGAACGUAUUGAAGUUUUAUUACGAGAUGAGUUAAUAGAUUUUUCACAAAAAUGGCCCAAUAUUAAGAAAACUAUUCAAGAUGAAUAUGAACACGAAAACCUCGAUAAUCCAGACAGUGGUGAUGAAAAUGAUGAAUCGGAGUCUGUAGUGAACGACGUAUGCACUAUAAUUAAAAAGGAGUCUUGCAGAAAUUGUUUGAGAUGUUGUUUUACUUUAUUACAUAAGUAUAAUAUGUAUAGUAAAGCAUAUGUUAUGCUAUAUAAAGCUUAUAAAAUAUUAUUAACUUUAUCCAUUACGCAAGUAGCUUGUGAACGAUCCUUCUCAAAAUUAAAGCAGGUGAAAACCGUUUAUAGGAACAGUAUGACACAGGACAACCUAGAAGCUUUUGUUUUAAUGGCUACAGAAAAAAGUAUUUUAAGUGAUAUACCAUACCAAAUUGUUAUAGACCGUUUAGCCCAAAAAAGCAAAACACUCCAUAAAUUAUUAAUUCCUUGAGCUAAUAAA
Molecule: messenger RNA, 2023 nt
Organism: Rhopalosiphum padi (bird cherry-oat aphid)
Lineage: Eukaryota; Metazoa; Arthropoda; Insecta; Hemiptera; Aphididae
Product: zinc finger MYM-type protein 6-like
Exons: 3
Coding region: 152-2014 (620 amino acids)
Molecular function (GO): protein dimerization activity
Source: RefSeq, a predicted model, not a curated record